AUGGCGGAGGCUGCAGCUCCCGAAUUGACAAGCCAACCAUCGGGGGCUCAAGCCGCAGCCGCAGAGGUGGCAGCAGGCUCCCCAGCACCUGUCCCUGCGGAGGCGGGGGUCCAAGGAGGCGAUGACGACUGGACCAAGCAAGUCACCUGCAGGUUUUUCAUGCAUGGUGUUUGUGGGGAAGGCGAUAACUGCCGCUAUUCGCAUGACCUCUCCGACCGUCCUUGCCGCGUGGUGUGCAAGUAUUUCCAGCAAGGGUACUGUAUUUACCGAGACCACUGCAGGUACGAACACAGCGAGCCGCUGAAACAGGAAGACGCAGCCGCUACUGAGCGAAAUGCAAACUCGUCCCUGGCCGCUGUCUCAUCAGUAGUUGGACUGAUCGGUGAAGCGAAUCUGGGCGCGGCUGAGUCAAGAAGUUCCAAUUUGGCAACUUUAGGAGCAGGUUCAGAAGACUGGGUGAAUGCCAUUGAGUUUGUUCCAGGGCAGCCCUACUGUGGCCGCGUUGCUCCUUCUUGCACUGAAGCAACCGUGCAGACCUUCGUGACCAGUAAAGACUCCCAGGAGCGGCCGCUGUGCCCCUAUGCAGCAGUUGGAAAGUGCCGCUAUGGAGAGAACUGCAUGGAUCUCCACGGAGACACCUGUGAUCUGUGUGGACUGCCGGCCCUCCAUCCCGCGGACGCUGCCCAGAGGUCACAGCACAUAAAAUCGUGCAUUGAGACCCACGAGAAGAACAUGGAGCUCUCGUUUGCUGUGCAGCGCAGUAAGGACAAGGUGUGUGGGAUCUGCAAGGAGGUGGUCUAUGACAAAGCCAACCCCAGCGAGUGCCGCUUUGGGAUCCUCUCCAACUGCAACCACACCUACUGUCUCAAGUGCAUCCGCAAGUGGAGAAGUGCUGGGGAAUUUGCGAACAAGAUCAUAAAGUCCUGCCCCGAAUGCCGGAUCACAUCUGACUUCGUUGUUCCAAGUGAGCACUGGGUGGAAGAGAGAGAAGAGAAGCAGAAACUCAUUCAGCAAUACAAGGAGGCGAUGAACAACAAGGUAUGCAGGUAUUUUAACGAGGGACGUGGGAGCUGCCGGUUUGCAGGGAGCUGUUUCUAUAAGCAUGCGUACCCUGAUGGCCGUAGAGAGGAGCCACAGUAGAAUGUGGGA
This is a messenger RNA of Artibeus jamaicensis (Jamaican fruit-eating bat), 1149 nucleotides long. Its product is annotated as E3 ubiquitin-protein ligase makorin-1-like. Gene Ontology annotation, biological process: protein polyubiquitination. NCBI's taxonomy places the organism in Eukaryota, Metazoa, Chordata, Mammalia, Chiroptera, Phyllostomidae. The record is from RefSeq and is a predicted model, not a curated record. Gene Ontology annotation, molecular function: metal ion binding; ubiquitin protein ligase activity. The transcript has a single exon. The coding region runs from base 1 to 1140 and encodes 379 amino acids.